AUGGCUCAAAAGGGUGCGAAGAAAACUCCAAAACUCCCAAGAAACAGCGAGAUCGCUCCAGGAAUCAGCCGAUUCUCGGCCGGCCGCAUCUUCCACAAGCGCGGUUUGUGGAAGAAGUUGGAGAAGCCAUUGAAGAAGGCCGAGGUUGCACCAAAGUCCACCUUCACUGAGACCAAGAAGGUCGGUGGUGCCAAGAACGGUGGUGAGCGUGUUGUACCAAAGAGAAAGACCAGCCGUCUUCUCCCACAGGUCGGCACCAAGCCAAGACACAACCAGCGCAAGGCCAAGACCCCCAAACUUCGUGCCUCUAUCACUCCAGGUACCGUUCUCAUCGUUUUGGCUGGACGUCACCGUGGAAAGCGUGUUGUCUUCCUGAAGCAGCUCGAGAGCGGUCUUUUGUUGGUGUCUGGUGAGUUCUUUUCAUUCUUUGUUGUGUUUUAGGUAAAGAGCUUGAAGGAUGAUUAUUAAUUUGGUUUUAAAGUUGAUUUCUGAUCUAAUUUUAGAAAAAAUCGGUAUAUAACGAUUGCAAUUAGCUUAGAAGUGACUCUAGAAGGUGUUUUUUUAGUAUAGAAAGCUUAUUUUUUUUAUCUUUCAAGUUAGUUUUCACUCUCAAUUCGUAUAUUUUACUCUUAAAUUAUGUUAAAACCGAUAUUUUCAGGACCCCUCCGCUUCAACGGAACACCACUCCGUCGUAUUGCCCAAGCUUUCGUGAUUGCCACCCAAACCAAGGUCGAUAUUUCCUCCGUGCAAGUGCCAGAAACCCUGAACGACGAGUACUUCAAGCGCACCACCGAGAAGAAGCCAAAGGCCGAGGGUGAGAUCUUCGCCGAAACCAAGACCCAAUACACGGUGACCGACCAAAGAAAGAAGGACCAGAAGACCGUAGACGCCGCUCUGAUUGCCGCCAUCAAGAAGAGCAAGGACGCCAAAUUCCUCAGGUCAUAUCUCGCCACACCUUUCAGCAUCCAGAAGGGCGAUAGACCCCACCAACUCGUCUUCUAA
Bursaphelenchus okinawaensis is the source of this 1002-nucleotide messenger RNA. NCBI's taxonomy places the organism in Eukaryota, Metazoa, Nematoda, Chromadorea, Rhabditida, Aphelenchoididae. The record is from the annotation of a GenBank genome assembly.